UAUCGCAAACACUGGCCGGUUUAGAACUAAAUGACACCGAGUCGUUUGGGAACUGAAAAGACUCGGCUCUUAUUGUUGAGCUGAGCCAAAUGAUUCUCCAAAAGAAUGAGAGCGUCACUAGCACGAACUUUUAACUUGUCUGAUUUACCCGUAAUGCUAUUGUACCGGAAACGGAAGUAGACAUUCAAAACAAACCUGCUUGCUAACAAUCCAAAGAAAAAUCACCGGAGAUUGUUGUGUCAUUCUUGUAUAUUGUAAGCCAUGGUGUCGUAGUGAAGGCUGGAGAUUAUUUUUUAUCAUGAAUCUAAGAGGACUGUUCCAGGAUUUUAAUCCCAGCAAAUUCCUCAUAUAUGCCUCCCUUUUGCUGUUCUCCAUCUUGCUGGCUCUGAAGCUGGAUGGAGUUAUCCAGUGGAGUUACUGGGCAGUGUUCACUCCCAUCUGGCUCUGGAAGCUCAUGGUUGUCAUUGGAGCCUCUGUAGGGACCGGAGUGUGGGCCAGUAACCCGCGCUACAGAGCGGAGGGUGAGACUCAUGUGGAAUUCAAAGCCAUGUUGAUAGCAGUGACCAUUCACAUUCUGCUGCUGAUGUUUGAAGUACUGGUGUGUGACAGAAUCGAGAGGGGCUCCUACUUCUGGCUGCUUGUGUUCAUGCCCCUCUUCUUCGCUUCGCCUCUCUCAGUGGCUGCUUGUGUGUGGGGGUUCCGCCAUGACCGCUCACUGGAGUUGGAGAUAAUGUGCUCGGUCAACAUUCUCCAGUUUAUUUUCAUUGCCUUGCGACUGGACAAAAUCAUCACCUGGGACUGGCUGGUGGUGUGUGUGCCACUGUGGAUCCUCAUGUCUUUCCUGUGUCUGGUCGUGCUCUACUAUAUAAUUUGGUCCAUGCUCUUCCUGCGCUCUAUGGACAUCAUUGCCGAGCAGCGUCGCACUUACGUCACCCUGGCUGUGAGCUGGAUAACCAUUGUGGUGCCACUCCUAAUCUUCGAGAUCUUGCUGGUUCAUAAACUGGAUGGACAUAACAAAUUGAGUUAUGUGUCUCUCUUUGUGCCUUUAUGGGUCUCACUGGUCACUCUCAUGGCCAGCACUUUUGGGCAGAAAGGCGGGAAUCACUGGUGGUUUGGCAUCCGCAAAGACUUCUGCCAUUUCCUUCUGGAGCUCUUCCCUCUCCUACGAGAGUAUGGCAACAUCUCCUACAACCUGCAGCAUGAUGACUCUGACAACUUCGAGGAGACACGUGCUGUCCCCGAACCUUUGAAAGUUGCCCCUAUGUUCUUCCACAAAGGAGUAGAGAUCAUGCCAUUCCCUGGGAAAUACUUUGACCCUCCCCCCAAACUGUCUAUAGACAUACCUGACUGAAUGUAACGGCAGUCUUUACAAGAACUGUACAGACGUUCCAGGAGGAGGCCAGGAACCAAUUCUUGCUUUGUUUUGUUUUUUUUUUUUGUUGUUUUUUUUUUUUUUUUGGUUUUUUUUUAUAAUUCAGGUAUACUUGAUGAUGAUAUGUCAAGGAUAAAGUGGGAAAUGUAAAGAGCUGGUAUCAGUAUUGGAGCCAUCAAUCUGAAGAUGGUGAUUCAACUGCAUAGUGUGGAAUUUUAGAUUAGCUUAUAGUGAAUUAUAAUAUUCCAUAAAGCACUUUUCUUUUGUUCUAAAUAAAAUUCUCAGGCAAUUUUAAAAUAUAAAACUGCUAAAUCCAGCUCCCCAGUCUACUUUCAGCACAGGUCUGCUGACUGAGAGACUAAAGCGUGCAUUUUUUUUUUUUUUUUUUUUUUUUUUUUUGUCUGUAUUCUUUUGGUGGCAUUUCUGUAUUCAGCAUAUUUUUUAAAGAAAUGUUUGGUGAGAUUUUAUACACUGAAUUACAUUUCCUUAAGAAUUACAAUGGACUUAUUGUGAGGUCUGGGAUUUAUACACCUACUACUGUUCCCUAACCUGUGACAAUUUGUUUAUAUAUAAUCAAGUCCUUGUUUUCCACAUUUCUGAGGUAAUUAAAGCCAGCUGUAAUGUUAAAAUGAGGCUAACCUGAGACAGAUGGACAGUAUUUCUUUUCAGCUGUAAAUCAUUCAUGCAACAGCUAUGAAAGCACUUGAUAUCUAUGACUGAUAUUGGUGCUUGCUUUCAUGUGUCUUGAGCAUAUAUACAGCACAUCUGCGAAGCAGCCCCUUUACUCAAACUUCAAUACUGACUGGUGACUUUAAAAAACAUAUCAAACCCAACAGACUACAGGACACAGAGAUGGUCUGAGCCUCGUCCUAACCAUGCUACUGUCUUUUGCCUGGACCAUCUCUGAAUCUAUUCUGUUAGGUCUACUGAACAUGAAACAUUUUUAAUGAUCAUUCUUUACUCAAGUUUUUAUCAGUAAACCAACCGAUUAAAAGAGACAUGUUUGGGUAAUGUAAAAAGCUAUGCAUGUGCAUAUUAACACUGUUGCAUGUAACUGAACAGUACACGAUUUCUGUAAGUAAUAUUCUUCUUUUGAGAGUAAGAUUUUAUUACUUUACAAUCCUUGACUUGUCUGUGUUUGUAAAAUGAUUGGGCCCUAACUGCAAAAGCAGUUUUGAUUUUAAAAUGGGUCUGAACAGCUGAACUAAUUACCUAAUAAAUCAGAGUAACACAGAA
Molecule: messenger RNA, 2608 nt
Organism: Pangasianodon hypophthalmus (striped catfish)
Lineage: Eukaryota; Metazoa; Chordata; Actinopteri; Siluriformes; Pangasiidae
Product: transmembrane protein 185A
Exons: 7
Coding region: 299-1351 (350 amino acids)
Source: RefSeq, a predicted model, not a curated record